AUGCAGGGUCUUAGAAGCUUCGCAACACUUAGUCUUACCGAGCGCAAGGCUGCCAAGAUAGAGUCCCCGGAUGUGUUGUCUUAUGUGUUCCGAGGCAAAAAAACCUUGACUCCCGAAGAAGAAAUCGAGGAUACCAUGAUGCUGCAGAUUGCCGCUGGUGACACGACUCUUUCUGCCUUGACCUUCUGCAUGUAUCAUCUUGCGAUCAAUCCAGAAAUCCAACUCGCUCUUCGCAGGGAAAUUGAGAAUCAUGCAGAUGCUACCAAGUUGACCUUUGAAGCAAUUCAAGAUCUUCCGUUGCUGGAAAGCGUCAUUAAUGAGACCCUCCGAGUUCAUCCAGCCGUUCCAUCUGGUUUACCACGCUUGGUUCCUCCAGAGGGCCUCUACAUUGAAGGUACAUAUAUCCCUGGUAAUACCACCGUCAGCUGUCCGACCUGGACUAUUCAACAUAGUCCCGAGAACUUCGCCGACCCAAAUACCUGGAAUCCAUUCCGCUGGAUCAAACCUUUCGAAACCCAUAACCCGAAAGCUUUCAUUCCAUUUAGUGUGGGGCCAUUCAACUGUGUAGGUAAAGCCUUUGCUUAUAUGGAGAUGAAGCAAGUCCUUGCAAGGAUGGUGACUACCUUUGAAUUCCAGCUAGGUUCAGCGGAAGAUGGAACCAGGUUAAUCAACGAAAGUCAAGACCACACAGCCAUGUCUUGUGCCCCCUUGUGGUUGAAGAUGAAGACAAUAGUUAGGGAACAGUAG
Molecule: messenger RNA, 747 nt
Organism: Penicillium angulare
Lineage: Eukaryota; Fungi; Ascomycota; Eurotiomycetes; Eurotiales; Aspergillaceae
Exons: 2
Coding region: 1-747 (248 amino acids)
Molecular function (GO): heme binding; monooxygenase activity; oxidoreductase activity, acting on paired donors, with incorporation or reduction of molecular oxygen
Source: RefSeq, a predicted model, not a curated record